Molecule: messenger RNA, 1194 nt
Organism: Brassicogethes aeneus
Lineage: Eukaryota; Metazoa; Arthropoda; Insecta; Coleoptera; Nitidulidae
Source: the annotation of a GenBank genome assembly
GUGUGAGUCGCACACUGUGCGAUUGUCAACGUGAAAAUAUACAUAACCACAAUUUGAAUAAAUUUUCUGCUCAUUAAUUAAACUUUUUAAAUUUUUAUCACAUUAUAGUGUGUAGGUAUACCUACAAAUUAUUUUGAUUAAAUACAUAUUUCCAAGAUAGUAUUGUGCUUAAUAUAUUUAUAAAAAAUAAGUCGAAGAAGCGCCUGGUCGCUGUGGGCUACACAAACAUCUUAUCUAUAUAGAACACGACCUGGACAUGGUCAGAGUCCAUUUUAUGUAAAACGUGCUGUUGGGUAGUGAUGUAGUCGUUCUUGAAUAAAACAACAGGUUUGCUCCUGCAAAGAGUCACGGACAAUUUACCGACCGUUUGUGAUUUGCAUUAAAUGCGCAUGUGAUAACAUGCACGAAAUGGACAGUUUUGGAUUGUAUCCUGCAUCGCUGGGGAAAAUACUUUUUAUCGAACAACCCCAAUUUUUAAGGUUUUUGUACGUUAACCAGGCUAUUUCCUCUAAAAACUUUGUCACGAGCUUCUGGAAAUCACUCCAGCGAUAUCUGGAAAUGGAAGAACUGGGGGAAUGUGAACUUGGAACACACAAAUAUUGGGAAAUCAGAUAUAAUAAUGAAUUAAAAGAAUUUAAAAAUAAUGGUGAUCCAGGUGAAAUUUGGUUUGGUGAAGACAUAGUAGACAGAAUAUUAAGAUGGUUUGGAAAAAACUUGGAUAAAAUUGGUAAAAAUAGUAAAAUCCUAGAUGUUGGAUGUGGCAAUGGAAUGUUAUUAAUUGAUAUGUCCAAUGAAGGAUUUACAAAUUUAUAUGGAGUAGAUUACUCUCUUCAAGCUAUUGAACUGGCCAAAUCUAUUGCAGAUAAACAUACUAAAAAUAUUAACUAUUCAGUAUGUGAUAUUCUUAGUGGUUUAAAUGACAUUUUCUUUAUCAUACAUGAUAAAGGGACAUAUGAUGCUAUAAGUCUGAGUAAAAACUCUUUUAACAAUAGAAAUAAAUAUAUUGAAAACGUUUUUGAGUGUUUAGAAGAUAAUGGAUAUUUGUUUAUAACAUCAUGUAAUUGGACUCAAAGUGAACUGGAACAACAUUUUAUCAACAAGUUUAUAUUAUUUGAAGUAAUUCCAACUCCACAAUUCAAAUUUGGGGGGAAAAUAGGAAAUGUUGUAACAAGUGUUGUAUUUAAAAAAAAGUAA